Molecule: messenger RNA, 1748 nt
Organism: Mytilus californianus (California mussel)
Lineage: Eukaryota; Metazoa; Mollusca; Bivalvia; Mytilida; Mytilidae
Product: neuroligin 4-like
Exons: 2
Coding region: 6-1730 (574 amino acids)
Biological process (GO): synaptic vesicle endocytosis; modulation of chemical synaptic transmission; presynaptic membrane assembly
Cellular component (GO): synapse; cell surface
Molecular function (GO): signaling receptor activity; neurexin family protein binding
Source: RefSeq, a predicted model, not a curated record
UUUCGAUGAUGUUUUUCAAUUUAGCUAUGCCACUUUUGCUUGUUGUGCAAGUUGAUGGAUUAGAGAUUCCAACAACAAUUAAGACAAGUUUAGGGCAUAUAUUAGGUGUAAAGUAUACAGAGCCUUAUACAAAGAAAACAGUUUACGAGUUCAGAAAAAUUCCAUAUGCCAUACCACCAGUGGGGAAAAGAAGAUUUACAAACCCUUGGUUUUAUGGUCGUUGGCUUGGGACACUAACAGCAACAAAGUUUGGUCCAUCAUGUUAUCAAGACAUAGAAAUGAGUACAGCUUUUUUGUCGAAUACAAAUAUUUCGGAAAACUGUUUACAUCUGAAUAUAUAUGUUCCAAAUAAUAUUUCGAGUAGAAAUGAUUAUUCCGUAAUGGUAUGGAUUCAUGGUGGCAAAUUUGAUAAAGGUCAAGGGAUGACCUUCAGGGGAGAAAUGUUGGCUUCUAGUGGUGAUGUCAUUGUUGUCACUGUUAAUUAUCGUCUAGGAAUAUUUGGAUUUUUGAGUACCGGUGAUUCUGCAGCUCGUGGUAAUUAUGGUUUCAAAGAUCAACAAAUAGCACUUUUAUGGAUACGAAGGUAUAUUAAAUCGUUUGGAGGAGACCCAAAGUCUAUAACGGUAUUUGGCCAUUCUGCUGGUGCAAUGAGCAUUGCACUUCAUGCCCUCAUGACUAAAGGUUUGUUUCGAAGAAUGAUUCUACAAAGUGGUUUUGCCACCUCGCCACUGGCUUUAUCUACCAGUGUGCCAAAAUAUACACAGAAAGUUGCCAAACUGGUACGUUGCUGGACCAGUGAUAAUAAUCUGGUUGUUGACUGUCUCCGGAAUGUAACAAGCAAGGAUUUACAAAGUGCAUAUCGAGAUGUGAUCAGUAAAACUGACCAUCCUACAUUCUCACCACCAUUUGGUCCGGUCAUUGAUGGAAAACGCAUCACUGAUAAUCCGUCUAAUUUAUUAAGAAAUUCGACUAAUUUUAAUUCAAUUGAUCUGUUGAUAGGAAAUGUGGUAAUUGAAGGUUCAACUUAUGUUGAACUUCUUAAUAAAUAUCAAAAGUCGUAUAAUUUUAAUAUAUCGAAUGGUAUACCGAAACGUAUACUGUGUAAUCAUAUAGCACCACUGCUUGUAAAGGAUAUAUAUAGAAACAACCCGGGAAUGAGUCAAGUAAUAUGUGACAGAUACGGCAAGGGUUCUAACUUGCAAGAACAAACUACAAAUCAGCUAGAUUUUUAUGGUGACGUAAUGUUUUACAGCCAAACAAAGCUCGCUCUAAGAAGCCAUUCAGAAGGAAAUUCAAGUAGUAAAACUUUUCAAUAUAUGUUUACACAACACACGGAUUUAACACAGACUAAAGUAUUGCCAUCAUGGGUUAAGGGACCUGUUCAUGGUAGUGACAUAUAUUUUGUGUCUCCUUUCCUUGAAUUGAUGUCUUUAUCAGAUGAUAAUAAGAAAGUAGCAGAAGCAGUAAUGAGGUACUGGACAAAUUUUGCUAAAUAUGGGGAUGUAAAUGGUGAUGGCCUUGCUCCUUGGCCAGAAUAUGACCCUACACUUCAGAAAUAUCUACAGAUUGAUGUUAAUAUGACAACAAGAAGUAAAUUUUAUGAAUCUCGCGUUGAUUUUUGGUUGGAGGAGGUACCAAAAUUAUUAGUUACUGUAGAAAAUCGGUCUAGUUCCUUUUCUUCCUGCGCAGUUCUUGUAUUCUGUAUUUCUAUGCUAGUAUUUUCAUUGUAAAUAAAAUUAAAUAUUCCA